Emys orbicularis (European pond turtle) is the source of this 1081-nucleotide messenger RNA. RefSeq names its product ADP ribosylation factor related protein 1 (gene ARFRP1). Gene Ontology annotation, biological process: intracellular protein transport; Golgi to plasma membrane protein transport; protein localization to Golgi apparatus. The record is from RefSeq and is a predicted model, not a curated record. Lineage: Eukaryota; Metazoa; Chordata; Testudines; Emydidae. Gene Ontology annotation, molecular function: GTP binding; GTPase activity. The transcript is spliced from 7 exons. The coding region runs from base 99 to 533 and encodes 144 amino acids. Gene Ontology annotation, cellular component: Golgi apparatus.
CCGCGGGGGAGCUGAUACGAGCCGCAGCAGGAAGCGUAGGGGCUUCGGGGCCGCUGAGUGGCAGGAGGAGCCGCCGAGACCCGUCACCCAGGAGCAGGAUGUAUACGCUGCUGUCUGGACUUUAUAAGUACAUGUUCCGUAGGGAUGAGUACUGCAUUUUGAUCCUUGGGCUGGACAAUGCGGGGAAAACGACCUUCCUUGAGCAGACUAAAACCCGAUUUAACAGGACCUACAAGGGGAUGAGCUUAUCCAAAAUCACUACCACUGUGGGCUUAAACAUUGGUACUAUUGAUGUGGGCAAAGCCCGGCUAAUGUUCUGGGAUCUUGGAGGGCAGGACGAGCUGCAGUCCCUCUGGGACAAGUACUAUGCUGAAUCCCAUGGGGUCAUCUAUGUAAUCGACUCCACUGAUGAAGAGAGGCUCUCGGAAUCUAAAAGAGCUUUUGAGAAAGUGGUCACCAGUGAAGCUCUGGAAGGGGUUCCCAUACUGGUGUUAGCUAACAAGCAGGAUGUAGAGACCAGCACUACUCAAUGAGACAGCCUGUGCUACGGCGCUCCAUCGGAAAAAGCUGUGGAUUGCAGAGGAUACAGCCUGUUUUUUCUUGGGUUUAUAAUCUCAAAACUCUCUUGGAUAUCUAGAAUUACAGAAUAGACCUAUUGUAGUUCCAGAUCAGAUUGUGGAUACUGUUUGGGUGACAGUUUGCUGUUCUAAGGAAAUAUAAGACUUCACCCGUCUCUUUCCUUUUUGCAUAUGGUCUACCUGGAAUUCCAAUAGCUGCAGUACCACCUGUCAUCCUCUAGAGGGAGCCAGAUACAUUUAAUAGGCAUGUAGGAUUUUUAAGACCAGCUCACUGGUCUAACAGGUCUCGUAUCCUACUUCUGGCAGGAGUCAGUACCUGAUGCCUCAAAGGAAGUUAAUGCCGACUGCCCUCUGCCCCUGCGUAAAGCCCCUGGCUAGAUCCCUCAUGACUGUGACGUACCUUUCUGACCCCUGAACCCAUCACUUGAUGCCUUAGGGGAUUUGAUUAUCCUUAUUUUAGAACAUCGGUACAGAUGUUAUCACUCUUAAAUGUAACCAUUAAA